AUGGACUGGUCAACCCUCCCCGACGACGUGGUUCGCCUCGUCUCCGGCCGCCUCCACGAUCCGCUCGACUUCCUACGCCUCCGCGCCGUCUGCCGUGCUUGGCGCUCUGCCGCCGCCUUCCCUCCUCCCUUCCUCCCCUGGCUUCUCGCCUGCCCCUGCACCGCCCAUCCCAGUGACCCCACCGCCGCAGCCCUCUCCUCUCUCGCCUCUGGCGACGUCCGCUCCGUGGUCGCCCCCUCGUCCUCCCACCGCCUCCUCGGCCCAACCCGCUCCCAUCUCCUCCUCUCUGAUAAUCCCCGACUCCUCCUCAACCCCCUCACCGGCGCUCGGCUCCCCCUCCCUGACUCUCCCUUCCCCGCUUCCAGCCCCGUCAUCCAAGGCUACCUCGUCCGCACCGCCGACCACUCCCCGGCGCCGGUGGUUCUUUGCAACGCCAAGAAGCUCUACUUCCAUUUCUGCCACCCGGACCCGGCCAAGGGUGGACCUACAGGCCUCGGAGUCGGAGAUGGUGAUGGUUGGGCGGAGCUGCCGGUGCCAGGCCUUGUCGCAGAGAACAUUUUCCACAACGGGAAGCUGUAUGUGUGCGAUGAUCAAGGCCACGUUAUGGUCUUUGACGCGGCCACGUUGGCCGUGCUCGGGGCUGUGCCGCCGCCUUUGCCACAAGUCGCCCCUCCACGCAGGGAUGCCUUCGACUGCACCGCCCUGGUGCCAUCUGGAGACGAGUUGCUGUGCGUGAUCCGGCACUUCGGGAAGGAUGGGCGUGGGGAGUUACUGGAGGAUUGCGGCAGUUUGAAGGUUCACCGGUUGGAUAUGGAAAUUGGACAGGGGCAUGAUCAGUUGACACAAUUGCCACGGUGGGUUCAGAUGAGGAGCAUUGGUGAUCGUAUGCUAUUUAUUGGGCUGUUCCAGGGGUUCUCAUUCAAUGCCUCGGAUUUCCACGGAUUUAAGGGGAUUGCAUCUAUUUCUUCAAGUUGGAGAGGGACAAGAGGUCUUCCAUCUACAGGUUUAGUAGCAUGGAAGAUGGCCACACUGAGGAGCUGCCUGGCCCGUGGAUGCAUGCUUGCACUUGGUUUGCGCCGAGCUUGUCUUAGCACUUGCUAUGGACAAGCGGGGUAA
Miscanthus lutarioriparius is the source of this 1116-nucleotide messenger RNA. NCBI's taxonomy places the organism in Eukaryota, Viridiplantae, Streptophyta, Magnoliopsida, Poales, Poaceae. The record is from the annotation of a GenBank genome assembly.